GUUUGGCAUGCCUCCGCAGCAACACGGAGCGCUGACAAACCGAUUCCAAGCCGGUACUGACAGGAAGUAUCGCUCAGGAAGUCAAAGUCGCUACUGCGACAAAAAAACUUGUCGACAUAGUUAAACAGUAGACGUACAGUAAGACAUAUCUAUAAAAAUUGGACUACUCUGUUUUUAACCAGUUUGCUAGCUAGCUUCUAGCGAUGGACAAGCUUCGUCGUGUGCUAAGCGGCCAGGAGGAAAAUGAGGAGCUGGGUCUCACUGCACAGGUCCUUGAUGCCAGCACUCUCAGCUACAGCACCAGGGUGAAGUGGUUCGUCAUAUGCUUUGCUGGAGGCAUCCUGUGUUCAAUACUUGGCUCAGCAUUGUUGUUCCUUCCAGGCGGAGUCAAGCUUUUCGCUGUCUUCUACACACUAGGGAAUAUCGCUGCUCUUGCCAGCACCUGCUUCCUAAUGGGACCAUUAAAACAGCUGAAACGCAUGUUUGAACCGACAAGACUGAUAGCCACCAUUGUUAUGCUGCUCUGCCUUCUCUUAACACUUUGUGCAGUGUUUUGGUGGCAUAAAAGGGGACUGGCUAUCAUCUUCUGUAUUCUGCAGUUUUUGGCAAUGACAUGGUAUAGCAUCUCUUACAUCCCAUUUGCCAGGGAUGCUGUGAUGAAAUGCUUCACAACCUGUCUGAGUUAGGACUCUGGAGUCCACAAUUCAAUGUGAAGACUGGUCCUGAAAUGCAAACUGCAAGAACAGUGGCUCUGUAAAAUAUAAAUCCUAUGUUGUUUAUACACUAUAUCUCCAAAUUUUUACUGUGGCUUUUUCCUACUGUGAAUUUUCGCUUAUUAGGUCUAGCACAAGGUCUGUAACAAUAAUCAGAUUGUAACACUCAUCAGUCUUUUGCUUUUGAUGAGAGAAAUGAGUGCUUAAUAUAUUUAAGAUAUUCCGAUGUUUUCCAAGGAUUUUAUACAGUUUAAAUGCAGGGAAAGUGCCUUAACAUUGUAUUAUUAUAUAAUAUAUAUAAUAUACACAUAUAUAUAUAUAUAUAUAUAUUAUGUAUAUAUAUAUAUAAAGAGAUCUGUUUACACAUUGACCAACCAUACAUAUUUACAGCUUUAACAGUGUGAAAUUCUAUUUUCUUCUGGAUUUGUAAAUGGUGUUCUUACUUCUUACACACAAACAUAAUUAAAACACAUGGUCUUCCUGUUUUCAGUGUGUGUAUGAGGCACUGAUGUAUAGAGAGGCUCUCGGAUGUUA
Messenger RNA from Seriola dumerili (greater amberjack), 1247 nucleotides. RefSeq names its product SFT2 domain containing 1 (gene sft2d1). Gene Ontology annotation, biological process: vesicle-mediated transport. Gene Ontology annotation, cellular component: membrane. The record is from RefSeq and is a predicted model, not a curated record. The transcript is spliced from 8 exons. NCBI's taxonomy places the organism in Eukaryota, Metazoa, Chordata, Actinopteri, Carangiformes, Carangidae. Bases 204 to 686 code for a protein of 160 amino acids.